Aspergillus steynii IBT 23096 is the source of this 3042-nucleotide messenger RNA. It is a transcript of the gene pdeB, whose product is annotated as 3',5'-cyclic-nucleotide phosphodiesterase PDE2. Lineage: Eukaryota; Fungi; Ascomycota; Eurotiomycetes; Eurotiales; Aspergillaceae. Gene Ontology annotation, molecular function: 3',5'-cyclic-nucleotide phosphodiesterase activity. Gene Ontology annotation, biological process: signal transduction. The coding region runs from base 1 to 3042 and encodes 1013 amino acids. The record is from RefSeq and is a predicted model, not a curated record. The transcript is spliced from 4 exons.
AUGGAUCGCAUUGAAUGUUCAGCAGUAUAUAUCGAUCAUCGGGUUAGCUCAGAGCGAUGGGUGUCAAUCGACGGAUCGGCGGAUGCCGUGAACGUUAACACUUUUCUGACUCCCGACGAGCCCGAGACGCUUCGGUCUGACGUGAAGCUAUUGCUGGGAGUUUCCGAUCGCAUUUACCUUUGCCAAUCCGGAGCUUCUCUCGCAUCGAAAUUGGCCGAAUGUAACGACCGGGCCAUGAGAUCAUGUUCUCCCGUCUUCGCAUUCUUCGAUAUUGACAUGAAUGGUGACGAGUCCGGCUUAGCUCGGCGCAAGAGCAGCCGGGGCUCGUGGCCAGAAAUAGCUCCUCCCUCGCCGACUUCCUUACAUCGCCAAUUCACGUUUUCGUCGCAAUCCGAGGGCACCUACGAUUUGAAGCUGCUUUCCGGGUUAUCCGCCGAUAUCCAGGUCCAAGAGUCUCCGAAUCUCAUAGUGCCAGUCGCAAUCCUGCGCUCGCCACAAGGCGGUCCCACCAGCGCCCCCACCGAUGAACAGCGCGGCGAUGUGCCGAUUCCGGGGGCCCAGCAGAUUUCGAGAUGUUUAGAUGCCGGCGCGGUGGACGUUCUAGCGGCUCCUCUGGAUAAGGCCAGGGUGCAGGGCCUUAUAGUGCACGCUUAUAGGAUUCGGAAAUCUGCGCUCAAGGAGCAGUCGCGGUUCUUGUCGAGGAAGAAAUUGCGCAAACACUCGUGGGUGGGCGUUCAUGAUGAGCAGCCCUAUGCUUACUUGAGAGAGGCCAUGGUAUCGAAGCUGAUGAAGGGCAUCUGCAAUCCCGAGGAGUUUAUAGAAGAUUUUCAAGAACGGGAAUUGGACAUACGCCCCGAUCGCUUGGAACUCAUCAAAGAGAAAAUCGGGACAUGGUCGUAUGAUGGUCAUGAAUUUUCCGACGAUGAGCUUGUGCAAGCCGCUUUUGAAAUGCUCCAGCACGCCUUCACGCUACCGAAUCUAGACCACUGGCAUCUGACGCCGGAUGAACUGCUGGAAUUCUUGCUCGCCUGUCGCACCUCCUACAACUCUUUCGUCCUCUAUCACAACUUCCGGCAUGCCAUUGAUGUUUUGCAGUCCGUGUUCUGUUUUCUGCUUCAUAUCGGCGCCCUGCCGCCUUUCGGGUCCGUUUCUCAGGAGCAUGCGUCUGUAUCGCCACUCGCAACCCUUCUGACGCCUUUCGAUACUCUGACAUUGUUGAUAUCUGCGAUUGGACACGAUGUCGGCCAUCCCGGUGUGAACAACUUUUUCUUGGUCAAACUCAAUGCGCCUUUGGCCCAGCUGUACAACGACAACUCGGUCUUGGAAGCCUUCCACUGCGCCGCGUUUUCGCAAAUCCUACGUCGCUACUGGCCCGCAGCUUUCAAGGAUAAGCAACUCCGCAAGCUCCUGAUCAGCUCCAUCCUCGCUACCGACAUGGGUGUUCAUCAAAAGUUCAUGGAGCGACUCGGAUCGUUACAAGAAAAGUUCCACGAGAACGGCAAAUCUCUGGAUGGGUGGAAGCCGCAGGAUCUCGACAUGUACAAGACCUUACUAUGCGGAUUAUUGAUCAAGUGUGCCGACAUUAGCAAUGUAGCACGCCCAUGGGAGGUCGCGGAAAAGUGGACCAAAAUCCUGCAGGAAGAAUUUGCCAAUCAGGGCGAAAUGGAGAAGGAGGUCGGAAUGGAAACGGCGCUGUUCGGUGGUCCUCCGGAACUGGGAAAUACUUUCAAACUUGCCACGGGCCAGAUCGGAUUCAUGUCGAUAUUCGCUCUUCCCCUCUUCGAGGGCGUGGCGGACAUCCUGCCCGGCAUGAUAUUCACGGUUGAACACAUUCGCAACAAUUCGUCUAAAUGGCAUCUCCUCGCCGAUCUGGAGCGAAAGAAACAGGCGCUGCGCGGUGAGAUUAACCCUGAGGAUGUGCUUUCUCCUCGCACGCAGAGCCCGGCGACGAGCAUCAAAGGGCUCCAAGGUCUCCGCGCACCGCUGGCGACCCCGGGGCCUGACACGCCGGUCAAGCCAGUGUUCCCGCCUACUGCCACAAACACCCGGAACCAGGCCAAUGAUUACUUUGGAUCGGUUCGUUCGUCGUCGGUAUCCACCGCGCGGUCUGAAGAUAGUCUGAACGAAAACGCCAUCAGCCCGGUGAUGUCGCCAGAUACGCCUGGUCCGUCGAUGGAUAUCACCGGGCUUUCCUUCCCGUCCGACACGCCGACACGAAAGUCGUCCAGUGCCGUGCCUGAUCUUGCUAGGAUGUCCAUCGCCGAAGCCUCUCCGGACACAGAAAAUGGCACGACGCCGGUGCCGUCCAAUGCUCAUGCCGACAACCACGCUGCCGCCGACGCGAAUGGUUCCUCUCCUCGGGACCCAGCGGUCUUGGCCACCGUCAUUUAUGCGCAGGAAAAUCAAGAUCACGAGGGUUCGGUCGAGGGCGCAGGGGAAAGACCGGGUAGUUCGCGCAACGUGCCCUACCGUCGCCACCACGCCAACACUGGCUCAUCCGGCCGUACUUCUGGCCCGUCGAGCUCCCAGCGAAACAGUUGCACUCGGACGCACAGUCUCAGCAAUUACAGCAACAACAUGACGCCCAUAUCUCCUGCGACGAACGCCACCAGCUUCCUCACCGUGGAUAGCGGUGACGAGAAGGGUCUUUCCCAAGAGGGCAGCCGGGGCGACCAGGACGACUUCGGAGGGGACAGCAGCGCACGGCCUAGCUCUUCAAGUUUCCACGAGACUAGUGGGGAGAAACAUCCCCGUUUUGCCAACAGUCCAACCUCCCAUCCCACGGACCACGCCAGCAAUGGUCAUCUUCACUUGAACUCGCCGCGGAGAGAAAAUGGAGUUGGCAGCUCUCAUUCUACAUCGACCAAUGCGAGUAUGAAGCAUCAUGGCCAUGAUCAGCACCAUUGGAAUGACCCGGCCGGCGGUGAGCAGCAACAACAACCGCAGCAGCAACCUCGCAAACGCCGAAGCCGUCUCAGGUUAGCCUUCUGGAGGCGCAAAAACCACCAUUCGCAUCAGCACGAACUGAGCGGCGAAUCAUGA